AUAAACUCGACAGAGGACCGUCGCUUAUUUUAAUUCUUUGUUUCCCCCUGUAACUUUUUUGACCAGCAACUCUGAACUCCAACAUGACGGAUGUACGCGUCUUUGGGCCGUGGGAUUACGUGGUUUUUGCCCUUAUGCUAGUCAUAUCCGCGGGCAUCGGUCUUUUCUACGCCUUUACCGGCGGGAAGCAGAAGACCACCAAAGAGUUCCUUAUGGCCGACCGCAAUAUGAGGCUGCUGCCGAUAUCAGUCUCUAUUCUGGUGUCCUUUAUUUCUGCAAUUUUAAUCCUCGGCACGCCGGCAGAGAUGUACACGGCUGGGACGGAGUACUGGAUGUUAGCUGGUGGUAUGAGUAUGGCCAACUUAUUAGCUGCCAUUAUCUUUGUUCCGAUGCUGCAUCCCUUGAAGCUGACCAGCUCAUACGAGUACUUGGAAAGGCGGUUUCAACAUCGAGCAGCAAAGCUGGUCGGUGCCACGAUCAUGCUUCUCCAGCAGGUUCUGUAUAUGGGAAUAGCAUCUUAUGCUCCAUCCACAGCUUUGGAAGCAGUGACCAAAUUUCCGGACUGGGCUACCAUUAUCAUCGUUGGCCUCGUGGCGACAUUCUACACAACACUGGGCGGCAUGAAAGCUGUAGUGUGGACUGAUGUUUUCCAGGCUGUGGUAAUGUUAACUGGUCUUCUAGCUGUUGUAAUACAGGGAACUAUAUCUGUGGGAGGGUUUGGAGAAGUGUGGAAGUUAAAUGAAGACUGGGGUCGGAUAAAAUUCCCCAGUUUUAACCCGGACCCAACCAUUAGACACACUUUCUGGAACCUGUUUGUGGGUGGAACCGUGGGUUCAAUGUCCACCUUCGCCAUCAGCCAGGCCAGCGUCCAGCGUUACUCCACGCUCCCCACCGUCAGGAUGGCUCAAUUAUCUUUGGCGAUGAAUUGUAUAGGAGUUAUCCUCAUGGUCAGUCUAACCUGUAUCGCUGGAGUGGUGAUUUUCGCUUACUACGCCCAGAAAGACUGCGAUCCACUGUACGCAGGGGAGAUACAAAACUCUAACCAGAUCGCCCCAUAUUUUGUGAUGGAAGUCCUUGGUUACCCGGGCUUACCCGGUCUGUUUGUGGCGUGUCUGUUUAGCGGAGCUCUCAGUUCUAUGUCAUCUUCCCUGAACGCUGCCGCCACAGUCACAUGGACAGAUUUCCUCAAGCCACGUUUUGGACACCUCUCCAUGAAGAAACAAACUUUCAUCACAAAAGGUUUAGUGGCAGGAUUUGGUGUUAUAGGAAUUGCCAUGUCCUUCAUGGCGAGGAGUCUGGGCGGAACAGUUUUACAGGCCUCGGCAUCAUUCACGGGUUCAGCUUCUGGACCUCUGCUGGGACUUUUUAUCCUCGGCGGAUUCUUUCCCUGGGCUAACUGGAAGGGUGCAGUAGUUGGCGGGAUAAUGGGGCUCUCCUUCCCCAUGUGGAUUAGCAUAGGCUCGUAUAGCCUUGACCCAGAGAGUCAUACCCUCCCCGGCCCCACAGGCUCGUGCCCUGGGAAUAUCACCACGCCACCCCCAACUACCGUCACCGAGAUUUCGGGGAUCAGCAAUCUUUAUACAGUUUCUUACAUGUGGUUCUCGUCGAUUGGGGUCGCUACCUGCGUCAUCGUUGGUCUAGCUGUGAGUUUUGCCUCAGGUCCUAUGAAACCGAAUGAGUUAGACAAGAAGUAUCUCAUCCCGAUCUUCGAUCGUAUUUUCUGUUGCCUACCGGACAAAAUCCUAAGCAAAUGCCGAUGUGGUAGAACGUUUGAAGAAGAGGACGAGGGUGAUGAACUGGAUAAUGUGGCAGACCACGGCGACAUCAAAGCCUGUUCGAGAAAGGACAAUCAGGUGGCGCCAUUAGAGACGAAGGAAGGUUUAGACGAGGCGUAUACGAGCCAGAGCCAAGACGGUGCCCAAAAUGGUGGCUUGUCCAUGAAGAAGAAAACUAAAAACAAUCAUAUGAGGAUGGUAACGAUGAGGAAAAUGAUCCAGUGAUAUUAUCAUCGUGACGCUGAACAAAACAAUAGAAGUCUGCAGUUCGCUUUCUUGUUCUUUUAAAUUAUCUCAUUUAAAUUAAUGAAAAUAUCCGUCCAUUUUAACAUGAAUUGUAAUAAUAGUAAAGUUUACUUACUCUGUAAAUUUC
This is a messenger RNA of Liolophura sinensis, 2148 nucleotides long. Its product is annotated as sodium-coupled monocarboxylate transporter 2-like. Lineage: Eukaryota; Metazoa; Mollusca; Polyplacophora; Chitonida; Chitonidae. Gene Ontology annotation, molecular function: symporter activity. The record is from RefSeq and is a predicted model, not a curated record. Gene Ontology annotation, biological process: transmembrane transport; sodium ion transport. Bases 84 to 2000 code for a protein of 638 amino acids. The transcript has 15 exons. Gene Ontology annotation, cellular component: membrane.